Molecule: messenger RNA, 5370 nt
Organism: Cryptosporidium ubiquitum
Lineage: Eukaryota; Apicomplexa; Conoidasida; Eucoccidiorida; Cryptosporidiidae
Product: DNA topoisomerase II
Exons: 1
Coding region: 1-5370 (1789 amino acids)
Biological process (GO): DNA topological change; sister chromatid segregation; resolution of meiotic recombination intermediates
Cellular component (GO): nucleus
Molecular function (GO): DNA binding; DNA topoisomerase type II (double strand cut, ATP-hydrolyzing) activity; ATP binding
Source: RefSeq, a predicted model, not a curated record
AUGAUUUUUGAAGAAAACCAAAUGGAAAAUAAUGAAUUAAUUAGCAACAGCAAAAUAACUGGUAAACCAAAAAUGGUAAAUAGAUCCAAAAAAACUGUUGAAGAAAGAUACCAAAAGAAAACUCAAAUUGAACAUAUUUUAUUAAGACCUGAUACAUAUAUAGGAAGUACAGAAUUUCAUGAACAAACAUUAUGGGUUUGGGAUGAUUCAAAUAAGAAAAUGGUUUAUAGGACCAUUAAUUAUGUACCUGGAUUAUAUAAAAUAUUUGACGAAAUCUUAGUUAAUGCUGCAGAUGUUAAAGCUAGAGAAAUUUCUACUAAAAGUAAUCAUUUUAUUGAAAAAUGUACUUGUAUUAAAGUUGAAAUAAAUAGAGAGAAAAAAGAAAUCACUGUUUAUAAUGAUGGAGAAGGAAUACCAAUAGAAAUACAUAGAGAUCAUCAAGUAUAUGUUCCUGAAUUGAUUUUUGGCCAUUUAUUAACUUCAGAUAAUUACGAUGAUAAUGAAGAUAGAGUUACUGGAGGGAGAAAUGGUUUUGGAGCAAAACUUACAAAUAUCUUUUCUAAGGAAUUUAAAAUAGAAUGUGGUGAUAAUAAUACUGGAAGAAUCUUUAAGAUGACUUGGUAUAACAAUAUGUCCAAAAAAAGUGAGGAAAAUAUUAAAGAGAAUUACUCUGGAAAAUCUUAUGUUAAGAUUACUUUCAAACCCGAUUUAUCAAGAUUUGGAAAUAUGAGUGAUUUUGAUGAUGAUAUUGUAUCAUUAUUAAAUAAAAGAGUUUACGAUAUUUCUGGUACUUCUGGUGUUAGAGUAUAUUUGAAUGGAACUUUAAUUCCUAUUAAAGACUUUAAAUCAUAUACAUUACUUUACUUGAAGUCAAAAAUAAACAAUAAUAAAGAGAGUUCUGAUAUUGCUCAUGAAGACAAUAUCAAUACUAUUGAAAACAAUGAAAAGAGAAACAAUACAAGAAAAUUGAGAAAUGCAAACAAAAAAAACGUUAAAAGUGAUGGUGAAGAUGAGAAUUCUAACGGUUUUAAUGAAAAUGACCAUGAUGAAAGCUUUGAGGAGGAUUUUAUGGAAGAUGAUGAAUGGGAUGAUGAACCAAAGACUUCUCGUUCUAAGAAAAAAAGCUCAGUUUCAAAUUCUAAGAAGAAGAAAUCAGGACAAAAUAUUUCAUCAUCUUUUUUCUCUUCUUCUUCCUCUUCAUCCUCCUCACUAUUAUUAUCUGGUGGAGGUAAUGAUACAAAUUCUCCUCUAAUAAUAUACGAGAGUGUUCCAAAGUGGGAAAUUGUGAUCAGUGAGUCAGAAGGAGGACAAUUUCAACACGUAUCUUUUGUGAAUUCAAUAUGCACAAUUAAAGGUGGAACUCACAUAUCUUAUGUAUUGGAUCCUCUGAUUAAUGCUAUUCUUAAGAAAGUUCAGACUAAAAAUAAAGGAGGAAUGGAUGUUAAGAGCCAUCAUGUUAAAAAUCACAUUUGGAUCUUUAUUAAAUGCCUUAUAGUAAACCCAUCUUUUGACUCUCAAACUAAAGAAACAUUAACAACGAAAGUAUCAAAAUUUGGAUCAACCUGUUUAUUAUCUGAAAAAACAAUAAAUAGUGUUGUAAAAAGUUCUAUAGUAGAAAAUGUAUUAAUGUGGGCUCAGCUUAAACAAAGUAUGGAGUUAAAAAAGAAAAUGAAAUCAAACCAAAAAAAUACAGUAACUAGUAGACUAUUAGGAAUCCCAAAAUUAGAGGAUGCAAAUGAAGCAGGUGGACCUCACUCUAAGAAAUGUACUCUAAUACUUACUGAAGGAGAUUCUGCAAAAACUUCUUGUUUGGCAGGACUUUCAAUUGUAGGUAGAGACUAUUUUGGUGUAUUUCCACUACGUGGAAAACUUUUAAAUGUUAGAGAAGCUUCAUUUAAACAACAAAUUGGUAAUGUUGAAAUACAAAAUAUUCUUAAAAUAUUGGGAUUAGGUAUUGGACAAAAGUAUGAUAAUGGACCAGUUAACUUAAGGUAUGGAUCUUUAAUGCUAAUGACAGAUCAAGAUCAUGAUGGGAGUCAUAUUAAAGGGCUAAUAAUUAACUUGAUACAUUAUUACUGGCCAAGCUUAAUUCACUUUAGAGGUUUUUUAAAACAAUUUGUUACUCCAAUUGUUAAGGCGAAGAAAGGGCAAAACGAAAUUUCAUUCUUUACUCUGUAUGAAUAUGAACAAUGGAGAAAGAAUAAUUCAUCAAAAUUAACUGGAUGGAAGUUCAAAUACUAUAAAGGUUUAGGUACUUCUACUGAUCUUGAAUUUAAAGAAUAUUUCACAAAGAUUGAAAACCAUAGUAUUGAAUUUGACUGGAUGGAUGAACAAGAUGAUGAAGCUAUUGAUAUGGCAUUUAGUAAGAAAAGAACGGAAGAUAGAAAAAAUUGGAUUGAAUCAUAUAAAGAGGGAACUUAUGUUGACUAUUCUAUUAAUAAUCAAUGCAGAAAUUUAAGAUAUUUUGAUUUUAUACAUAAAGAACUUGUAUUAUUUAGCAGAUAUGAUACUACUAGAUCUAUUCCAAAUUUAUUAGAUGGAUUAAAACCUGGACAAAGAAAGGUACUUUUUGCAACAUUUAAGAAGAAACUUAAUAAUGAACUUAAGGUUGUACAAUUAGCUGGUUAUGUUGCUGAACAUAGUGCUUAUCAUCACGGAGAAUCUUCACUACAAAGUACUAUAGUAAAUAUGGCUCAAAACUUUGUUGGAAGCAAUAAUCUAAAUUUAUUAGAACCAUGUGGUCAAUUUGGUAGUAGAAAGGAAGGUGGAAAGGAUGCAAGUGCUGCUCGUUAUAUAUUUACUAAACUAUCUAAAUGGACUAGAUAUAUAUUUCCAGAAGCUGAUGAUCCUUUAUUAACUUACUUAUAUGAUGAUGGACAACAGAUUGAGCCUUUGUAUUAUGUUCCAAUCAUUCCAAUGAUUCUAGUUAAUGGUACUGAUGGUAUAGGAACAGGAUGGAGUAGUUCAGUUCCUAACUACAAUCCAAAAGAUAUUAUUAUGAACUUGAAAAGAAUGUUAAAAGGUGAGAUAAUGGUUCCAAUGACUCCCUGGUACAAAUCUUUCAAAGGGAAAAUUGUUCCUAUAAAACAAAAAUCUAAAAAAAGUACAAUAAACAAUGGUGGAAACAAUAAUAACAGAAGAAGAACUGCAGUUAGUGGCUUUGGUAUUGGAAGCAACAGUAAUAUUUUGGCAGGAUCCCAAAUAGAUGUUGAAGACGAAGAUUUUCAACAGAUUCAGAAAACAAAUAUAACAAAUAGUGGAGUUGUUGAAGAGAGUUUAGAGCUUGGAGCAAAUUACGAGACUUUUGGAAAUUGGUACAAGAAGAAUGAAGAAACUCUGGUGAUCACGGAACUUCCAGUUAGGAGAUGGACACAAGAUUACAAAGAAUGGUUGGAAUCAACUUUACUACCUGCUCCCAAUGCAGAUAGUGAUAAUAUUGAAAAUUCGUGGAUAUUGGAUUACAGGGAUAAUUCAUCACAUGAAAAUGUUCAUAUUACUGUCAGGAUGAGACCAGAGAAGUUACAACAAGCAGAGCUUGAAGGUAUAGAAAAGAUUUUUAAGCUUAAAUCAACUUUGUCAACUAGUAAUAUGACUUUGUUUGAUCAUAAUAGUAGAAUUGUGAGAUAUGAAACGGAAUUGGAUAUUUUAAAGGAGUUUAUUCCUAUAAGACUAGAAAUGUAUGAAAAAAGAAAAAAGUACUUACUUUCUAAAUUAAAUUAUGAGAAGUGUAUACUAGAGCAAAAAAUCUUGUUUUUAAGAUUAGUUAUUCAAGGAUUUAUCGGGUUAAGUAACAAGAAUAAGGAGGCUUUAGUUUCAGAACUAAAGAAAAACAAUAUUAAGUCCAUUAAGCAAGUUCAAGACUUGACCCAAUGGAAAGGAGGAAACUUAGUUCAAGAAAUUGGGGGAAUAGAAAAUCUAGCAUCAGAUGGCCCUGGGGAUACUUUAACGGAUGAUACACAAUUUAUAUCAGAUUCACUUGAUUAUUUGGAGUCUUCACAGCACGAUGGGGUGAUGAAAAGUAGUUAUUCGCGUGAAGGUAGUCAAGGAAAUGAGCUGAAACUAUUUGAUUACCUACUUUCUAUGCCACUUUGGAGUUUGACUAAAGAAAGGAUGGAACUUCUGGAGGCUGAGUUACUUAAGAAGACUGAAGAAUACGAAAAAUUGUUAAAAACAGGAAUUGAGGAAAUUUGGAAUAUUGAAUUGGAUGAAUUACUUAAGGUGAUUGAGGAAGAAGAAACACAAGAGGAGAUGAUUGAAGCUGAACACAAUAGUUUGAUUCAGAAACGAAGGCUUUCUGUAGAUUGGAAUGAUCUUAAGAAAAAAACAGGAACUUCUCGAAAAAGAAGGAACGAAACAGCUAAGAAACAGGAGAACAUCAAGGCAAAACAUCCUCAAAAAACCAAUUCAAAGAAAACUACAAAACCUACAAAGAAGAGUAGGAUUGGCGACUCUGAAUCUGACGAAUAUAUUGAAGGAGAUGAUUACAGUGAGGAGGAUCAUCACUAUGGUGACUUUGACGAUGUUUUAGACGGUUCGGAUGACUCCAAUGAUUUCGAUGACAUAGAUAAUUUCGAAAGCAGUGAUUCUGAGAAGGAAGGAAUCGACGAUCCUGAAAGUGAAUUUGAAGAUUUCAGUGAUAGUGGAAAGACAAGUAAAGGAAGACGUACUCAAAAAGUGUCAAUUAAGAAGUCCAAAUCAGGUGUUCAGGGAAAGACAAACUCAAGCAAUGUAAAAAAAGCUAAAAAUAUUUCUUCUUCACUAAGUAAUAGUUCAAAGGAAAACAAACAGGGCUUAUUCAAAUCAUCUGCAUGCAUUGAAGGUGAUUCCUUGAGUGCUGGUAAUAUUAAUAGUAGCAUUACCAAUCUGGGGAAAUCAAAAAACACUAGUAACAUUAACAAGGAGGUAUUGAAAAGUUCUUCCCCAAAACCUUUAGAAUCCAUAUCUCUGUUGCAGAGAUUGCAACAAAGGACCAAUCUAGUUAAUAGCUUUAAUCAGAGCCACAGUUCCUUUUCUUCCAGUUUAAACAAAGUUACUUCUACAGAUAAUUCUUCCAAAGAAAAUGGUCCAGUGAGCAAGCAGACUAAAAUCACAGACAUCUUCAAGAAAGGAGCUAUCGGAGACUCUGAGAAUGGGGUAGCCAAAUCCGUGAAUCAGAAGAAGCAAAAUAAUCAAAUUAGCAGGACUAAGGGGGUUCCCACAUCUAAAAGAGGAAGGAGGAAAACCAUUAUAGAGAGUGAAGAUGAAGAAGAGGAGGAAGAAGAGGAGGAGGAAGAAGAAGAAGAAGAAGAAGAAGAAGAUGGAAUUGAGGACAAUGAGUCUUUCAGCGAUGUUUCCAGUGAUUCCUUAAUGGAGAGCGAUUUUAGUGAAUAA